Molecule: messenger RNA, 2368 nt
Organism: Cloeon dipterum
Lineage: Eukaryota; Metazoa; Arthropoda; Insecta; Ephemeroptera; Baetidae
Gene: Sec6
Product: Exocyst complex component Sec6
Exons: 11
Coding region: 112-2343 (743 amino acids)
Biological process (GO): exocyst localization; exocytosis
Cellular component (GO): exocyst
Molecular function (GO): SNARE binding
Source: RefSeq, a predicted model, not a curated record
GUGUUGUUUUGGGUGUGAGAGAGGGGUGUCAUUGAUACUGUAGAGUUACUUGAGUUAAAUUAAGUAUCUAAUGACGAUUUACCAGAUUUAACUCUAGUCUCGAUUUCAACCAUGGAUUUCGAUAAUUUGGAGAUUAAAGCCAAGGAGGAUGCCAAAAAGAGAGUCCAGCAGCUGUUGCAAAGAGUUGAUCAGCUUGAAAAGGUUGACCAAUACAAAAGAAGGGUGGAAAGGAAAAAAGCAUCGGUUGAAUCUAUGCUAAAAACGGCGAUGCAGAGCCAACUGGACGGUGUUCGUGUCGGACUGAACCAGCUCCAAGUUUCGUUGAAAGAUGUGCAAGAGAUAAAAGAAAAUCUGAAAUCGCUUGAAGACUUUUUCGGUGUUGUGCCUGAGCUGAGCAAUAAAUUACAGGAAGUUCGUGAAGAAAACAUGCGACACUCUCAGUAUGUGACAGCAAUGGAAAACUUGAAGCACAUUUUCACUGUUCCUGAGAGUGUCGAGAGGACGAAGCAGUGGAUCAAUGAAGGAAAACUUCUCCACGCUCACCAAAGCCUCGCUGACUUGGAGAAUUCUCGAGACGAUCUGCUAUUUGAGCUGCACAAGCUUCCAAACCAAGACCCGCUUGAUACGAGAAUGCUGAAGGAGUACUUUGACGAGGUCAACAACCUGUCCAUAUAUUUUUCAAAGCAAAUCAAGUUGAUCAUCGGCCGGACGUUGAACACUGUGAGAAAAGAGCCAACUGUGAUAGUCACUGCUUUGAGAAUCAUCGAACGAGAGGAGAAAGCAGACGCGGAAGCGCAAGAGAGGUUUGGGAGAAGUGGCUUCAUGCCGCCAGGUAGACCUAAAAAUUGGAAGAAGAUGGCAAUGGACGUGCUGGACGACGGGGUUGCUCAAAGAGUCGAAGGCACCCAGACAAAUGACCGAUCAGAGGAUAAAAUGUGGCUUGUGAAGCAUUUUGAGCUCAACCGCAUGUUGAUUUCUGAAGAUUUGCAAGUUGUCAAGGACCUGUGUGUGCCGUGCUUCCCACCGCACUACAACAUACUAAACGUCUUCGUGGAAAUGUACCACAAUGCCUUGUCUCGACACCUGAUGAACAUUUCAAGAAAUGGACUGGUUGGAAACGAGUACAUAACUUUCCUAAAUUGGGUCUUGCAUACUUACAACGGGCCAGAGCUGAUGAUGAAUCCAGAACUGAACAUAAACACGUCAUCAUUGAAACCAUUGCUGACAAGCGAGGAGGUUACCGACCUUGAAAAUCAGUACCUCAAGAUUCUGGAGGCCAAUUUCAUUGAAUGGAUGAAUAGGACCUUGGAGACAGAGAAACAGGAGUGGCAAAAGAUUUCUCCACCAGAGACCAAUGACGAUCAAUAUUUUAUAACUCAUGCGCCUCUAAUUAUCUCGAGUAUGGUUACGGAAAACUUGAAAUUGGCUCACUCAACAAGUCAACAGUUGACAUUCAAGGCUGUUCAGCUGAGCAUCAUGCAAGUGACUCGGUUUGGAAAUAUCUACAGAGAUGCAAUUAUCCUCUUCAAGACCAGCCACUUUGAAGACAGAAAACAGAACCCGUACUUCACCAACCACAUGAUUAAAAUCGUCAACAACUGCCUGGCGUUCGAGGAAAUGGCAAACCAAAUUAAACUGGAGCACUGGAAGCCUGGAAUCCACGACAUGAUGGCUGCUCAAAGCUUCGAAACCCUCAGGAUCACGUUCCAAAAUUUGCGUCGUGAGUCGGCGCGGUAUUUGCUGGAAGAAGCGUUUCUCGACUUGGAGCCGCACUUCCAAGAGUGUGUCACGGCGAAAUGGAUAGGCAACAGCUCAGCCGUGGAGACGAUUCGCGUCACGUUGGAGGACUACAUCAGCGAUUACAGGCAUCUGAAGCCUGAAAAUUUCGAAAUCGCUAUAACUGAGUGCAUGAACACCGUGGCCAAAAAGUACAUCACAAGCAUGCUGCUGAAGAAGAUGACGUUCAAGACGAGUGAUGAUCGCAAAGAGGGGGCGAACCAAAUCAAGAACGAGGCGGAAAUAUUGCAAAAGUUUUUCAUGAGAACCGCUCCAGAAAUCGCCAGCGAAAACGAAUGUAUUGAAGCCAUCAAGCAGCUGGCGGAUGUGCUGGAAAAUGAGGACUCUGAAAUGCUCUCGCUAGACCUUCAUGCGCUUGUGGAAAAAUAUCCUGAUGUAACAGAGGAACAUUUGAUUCAGCUGUUGUUGCUGAGAGGUGAUGUUUCCAAGUCUGAAGCCAGAGAAAUGGCAACUUUUGCGCUUUCCAGCCGCAAAGAAAAAGAUGGCAAGCAUUCCAAAACAAUUUUCUCCCUGGUCAAAGGAAUUCAAGUUAGUUACUUUUUGUGAUGGACAUUGUUUCAUUAUAAUAUAU